GUUAUUCGCAAGUGCAUUGUCGAUAUAUUUUUACAAUUGUUAAUCUGAUUUUUUCCGAAGUGGAAAGAAUGGUUUUGGAGAUCAUACAUACACUGUAUAAUGAUUGUUAGGAAAAUAUCAGGAUAUUUGUCAUGCCACUUGUAGAUUAUACAGAAUGCUGAAGCACUUAUUGGAGAGAUAUUUCCUUUUGUCAGUAUGACAGUACUGCAUUAGGCCUACCCUUAUGUCUUGGAAAUCUCCUCCAACACAGCACAAAAGUUGGGGUGACAACAGCAUUGCAAUAGGUCCGCCCUACCUCCCUGAAAAUGAGUGAUGCUAGAUAUGACGCCGUCAAGUUGGGCAACGAAGAAAGCCAUGAUGAAAGCGAGGCAAUCGAAAAGGUCACCGAACUCAAGAAUGAUAAGACCCGUGAAAUUCCAGGCUUAAAAUCUACGGGCAACAGGAGAAGGAACAAAGUUGGGCUUAUACCCGUGAGAUACCAAUUAGCCCUUCUCUCAUUCAUCGGACUGACCUGCAUUGGAGCCAUGAGGCAAAAUAUGAGCGUGGCAAUGGUUGCCAUGGUAAACACUACUUACACUGGUUACAAACACACCGAUGAUCUUGUUAAAAGCAAUGAGGAGGUAUCGUCAUGCAAGGUUCGAGACAAUAACACCGAAUAUGCAGAUGAGACAUCAGGUGAAUUCUUCUGGAAUACGCACACCCAGGAGUUGCUGCUUGCUGGAUUCUUUUAUGGUUACCUGUGCACACAGAUUCCGGGUGGAUGGAUGUCAGAUAGAUUCGGGAUGAAGUGGGUCCUCGGCCUGGGUAUCCUGCUCUCCAGCGUAUCAUCAAUCCUUGGACCAUGGGCUGCAAGAAUGGGUCCUGUAUUCUUCUUCAUAACGCGAUUCCUAGCUGGUCUAGGUGAGGGCGUGGUGCUUCCUGCCGUGGCAUCCAUGUGGUCUCAUUGGGCCCACCCUUACGAAAGAAGUCGACUGGGCGUCACAACAACCUCGGGUCUCACAUUUGGAAGCAUCAUAAGCAGUAUCGUGGGAGGUUAUUUGGUCAGAUCCGAUAUCAUGGGAGGUUGGCCAUUCUUAUUCUACGUUCUUGGUACAGUUGGUUGUAUCUGGUUUGUUUUGUGGUGUGUAUUUGUUUCUAGCCAGCCAUCAAACCACCGUUGGAUAUCGCGGCAAGAGCGGGAAUACUUAGAAAAUAAUCUAAAAAUACAGUCAAAGAUAAGCAAUAAAUCCAUACCGUGGUUGUCUAUUCUUUCCUCACCAGUGGUUUGGGUAUUGAUGCUAUGUCAGCUCAUCCAAGGAUGGGGUCUCUUUACCAUCGUCACAAAUCUCCCUCUAUAUUACACCAAAGGGCUGGGACUAUCAGUCGAACAGGCUGGAGUUUAUUCAGCGAUCCCCUAUGCACUUCAGCUAAUCUGCAAUUUUGUAUCAGCCUUCGUAGCAGAUGUGAUAUUAUCACGGAAAUACCUUGGUCUGAGUCAUACGAGGAAAUUAAUUACCGCCACAUCAUUUGGUGGUUGCGCAGUCUUCCUUGCCUGUGCUGGAUUUGCCCGAUGUAAUACCAUUGCAUCAGUGACAUUAAUGACGCUGAGCGUUGGUAUAAAUGGAGCAGCCUAUUCGGGUUACUACGUGUCAAUGAUUGAUGUAGCCGGUAGUUACGCUGGUUCUGUGACGGCGCUUGCGAACGGCGCCGGUGGCCUCGGAGGCGUCAUCGGCCCAUUGGUCGUUGGCGAAUUAACAGAAGUUCAGUCUGACAUCUUUGGUUGGCAGUCGGUAUUAUGGAUCCUGGCUAGUCUCUAUUCUAUUGCUGCCUUAGUGUACACUUUGGUAGCCUCGAGCAAGCUUCAACCAUGGGCGAGAACGACUGAAUUUGACAGAAAUGGCUCAAUGAUACACCAUGAAGACUUGUAGACAGUUAACGGGGCAACGAAAUUGUAUUUUCUUUAUCUUUCUAUAGCAACUUUCAGCAAUGAGAAUUAUUGUAUUAUGUACAAUAUAAUUAUUAUAUACAACGCAGGGCAUUUUAUAUUAAACCUUUUGCCCUAUCUGCCUAUGUUAAUUUACACACAUGUAUGUUAAAAUUAAUUCAAGCAAUAUUUAAAGUUGGAGAGCGUUCAUCAAAAUUUGUUAUUAUUGUGACAAAUGGUCAGAUCUGACAACUUUCCUCCACUUUGAUUGUCUGAGCACUACGGCAACUAUGAAAAAAAUAAGAUAUUUUCGCAAUAGGAUAACAUUCAACAAGACCUUUAAUGAAAUGUCCCCUCGAACAACAGAUGAUUGUCUUUUUUUCAAUUUAAAGCUAUGUCUUGCUGGAAAGAACACAGUGUCACACAGUGUGAUCACAGUGUGUUCACAGAGUGGACAACAGUGUGAAGAUAUUUUCACACUGUGGACACAUCGACAGUGUGACUAUUCACAGCGUAUUCACAGUCAUGGUCGACUAUGUGAUUCACACCGUUGAAAUGCUCAAAUGUGGAGGUGUGGAGGUGAUUUUGAAUUGCGUUCCACACUGUGAACACACUGUUUCACAUAAUGUGUGAUACUGUUCUUUCCAGUAUGGUUGCAUCUCGCUGGGCGUUGUGGCGUGCGUCUCUAAUCCAAGCUCUGUGGGAGAAGUUACAAAUUGAUGCAGAGGUUCGGGGUUCGAGCCCCGGUCACGUCUUUCGGAUGGUGACGUUAAAGGUCGGUACCAGACGUAAAUAAAAUCUGAUUGGUACACGUCUGAAAAAAAACCCUCAAAUACACACACACACGGUGCAUCUCGCGCCCUAUUAAUGAACAGUACUUUUGUUUUGUUAUUACUUUUCUCACUGGAAUAAUACGAUUUUUCCAGGCAUAUCUCAGGGAUACUGUGAGAUUCACAAAAUGAUGAUACAUUCCUUUGCAAGAUUGUUUGAUUCAUUUCAUUGUAUAUGGCACAUGCUAUGAUAUGCUCUUACUAUGUAUUUAUUCAUGUAUACCAUCAAAUAAAGAUACUAUCAAAAUAUAGUAAAUAAACACU
This is a messenger RNA of Lytechinus pictus (painted urchin), 2997 nucleotides long. RefSeq names its product sialin-like. Gene Ontology annotation, molecular function: transmembrane transporter activity. The transcript has 11 exons. Gene Ontology annotation, cellular component: membrane. NCBI's taxonomy places the organism in Eukaryota, Metazoa, Echinodermata, Echinoidea, Temnopleuroida, Toxopneustidae. Bases 306 to 1907 code for a protein of 533 amino acids. The record is from RefSeq and is a predicted model, not a curated record. Gene Ontology annotation, biological process: transmembrane transport; monoatomic anion transport.